AGCAUGGCUCGUUUUUACGUACUUUCGACAUAAUCUUCCAAGUAAAGCAUCCUUUCGUGCUGGCGCUUCGUUGCCUGUAAAAUGAUACGGCGCAGCCCGACGAGAAUCGACUUACGACUGGACGAUUUGCAAGAAUACGAGUCAAUGAGGAAAGCUCUCGAAGCUAAGAAAGAAUCUGAAAGACAGCCAACAUUCAAUCCUCCCUCGUGGGGUGGUAAAGUGCCGCAAAGUGAAAUCCAAGAACGCAUCGGUUAUAUGCCGCAAGAGAAUCAAGCUACACACUCUCGGCCCAACAUAUAA
This is a messenger RNA of Habropoda laboriosa, 300 nucleotides long. Its product is annotated as anaphase-promoting complex subunit CDC26-like. Gene Ontology annotation, biological process: protein K11-linked ubiquitination; regulation of mitotic cell cycle; anaphase-promoting complex-dependent catabolic process. Bases 82 to 300 code for a protein of 72 amino acids. The transcript is spliced from 2 exons. NCBI's taxonomy places the organism in Eukaryota, Metazoa, Arthropoda, Insecta, Hymenoptera, Apidae. The record is from RefSeq and is a predicted model, not a curated record. Gene Ontology annotation, cellular component: anaphase-promoting complex.